Molecule: messenger RNA, 1077 nt
Organism: Lactuca saligna
Lineage: Eukaryota; Viridiplantae; Streptophyta; Magnoliopsida; Asterales; Asteraceae
Source: the annotation of a GenBank genome assembly
AUGACAACCACCUUCUUUAUCAUGUUAUCAACCUCAAAGCUUAUUAUCUGCAUCAAUGGACAAAACUAUGAUGAUAUGAAGGCUCAAUUGGCUUCAGUGGCAGAAAUAUGGCUAUGGGAAGUUGGUAGUUGGAAAGCAGUUCGAAGAUUACAGUCUCACAUCUUAACAGUCACUCGGAUGGAAUUCUCACAUGAUGGCAAAUAUAUUUUAGCAGUCUUAAGGGAUCGCCACCUGUCACUCUUCUCUAUAGAUCAAACAGGUGGAAUGGAUGGAAUCAGUUAUAAACUUGUAACAAGACAAGAAGCACACAAAAAAACACUCUUCCACCUCGUGGACCCCGCAGCUGGAGAGAUUCUCAUAGAUGGAAUUAACAUAUCAACAAUCGGACUCCUUGAUCUUCGUUCAAAGUUGAGCAUAAUUCCUCAAGAUCCUACCAUGUUUGAAGGAACUAUUCGAAGCAACUUGGAUCCCCUUGAAGAGUAUAUAGAUGAUAAGAUUUGGGAGGCUCUUGAUAAGUGCCAACAUGGAGAUGAAAAUGGAGAAAACUGGAGUGUGGGUCAAAGGCAACUGGUGUGUCUAAGGCGUGUGCUACUCAAGAAAACCAAAGUCUUGGUUCUUGAUGAGGCUACUGCAUCAGUUGACACAACAACUGAUGGAAUGAUUCAGCAAACACUUGCACAACACUUUACAGAUUCCACAGUGAUAAUGAUUGCUCAUCGUAUCACUUUUGUGCUUCAUAGUGACAUGAUUUUGGUUCUAGAACAAGGUCGGAUUGAUGAAUAUGAUUCUCCAACAAAGUUGGUGGAAGAUAAAUCAUCUUUUUUAACUAUAUCUAUUGCUUCAGCGGUGGCGAUCGAGGAAGCGGUGGCAAUUGCGGAAGCAACGACGAUCGCGAAAGCAGCGACACACAGGCCGAGGACAGCGUGUUGGUCCGGCAUCGACGAAGAGAGCGUGGUGAUGGUCUGCAUUUCUAGCCUCAUCUCGCAAUGCUUUCACCAUCUCUGCUUUUUCUUUCUUCAACACCCAGCUGAUCGUUAUCGUUUACAAAGAGGCAUUUUGUACGGGAUCCUGACAUAA